Molecule: messenger RNA, 10414 nt
Organism: Monopterus albus (swamp eel)
Lineage: Eukaryota; Metazoa; Chordata; Actinopteri; Synbranchiformes; Synbranchidae
Gene: spegb
Product: striated muscle enriched protein kinase b
Exons: 40
Coding region: 87-10409 (3440 amino acids)
Biological process (GO): protein phosphorylation
Molecular function (GO): ATP binding; protein binding; protein kinase activity
Source: RefSeq, a predicted model, not a curated record
CUGAAACAACAGAGGAUGAAGGUGGAGAACAUUCUGAGACCAAGGAAGGUAGUGAGGAUGUUGAGGACCAGGCUGUGCAUACAGUGAUGGACAAAUGUGCAGAAGGUGACAAUAAAACACCUAGACAUGAGGAUCACUCUAACACAACCAGGAGCCAGUCAGUGGAUUUUUCAAGAGAAUCUCCUCAACAAGCUCUCCCACCCCCAUCCCCAAGACUCGUCAAACACCUCUCCACCUCUCCAAUGCCAAAUCGCUCUGGUUCAACUACACCUCUCAGCUUGCGGAAGAAAGCUGUUGUUCCAACUGAAUAUCAAGACACAGUGCCUGGGGAGUUUGAAGAAAAAGUUAAGCAACCAAAAUCUAUGUCCCAGAGUAACAUCCAUGACUCUCGACCUCAGACUCCACUGAGUGAGUGCUCCCGGAAAGAACUUACUCUCAGACCAUCCCCGAAGCUUACCAGGGCAAGCUCAAAGGUUUUUGAGAAGGUUCGUGACUUAGAAGAGCGGAGACGAAGCCUUGAUAUUCCAGAAGGCUCUAUCUCAGGAAGAUCCUGGGCAGGGUUCAAUCGUGCUGGAUCUGUUGACUCAGAUGAUGGAGGAAGCCGGUUGGGUAUCUCAAGAGAAAGUUCAAGGGAAGAUCUAAGGGAGGCUCUAGAAGAGGAUGCUGCUGCACGGAGAUCUAUGUUUAAGCAGAGAGCUGCUUCACUGGAGGAAAAACCUCGCUACUCCCAAAAAGUUCAGGACAUCGAGAACAAGUUCACUGAGGAGCUGCAGCGCAUUAAGAAACUUGUUGGAAAACCUCAUCUGAAGAAAUCGUUUUCUACUGAGCAGCUCACAUCGAAGGUCAAGCAGCGCCAACCCUUGAGGAAAAUUGAACCUAUCCCUCCACAAGUCCUCCAAAGGCUGCAAGAAAGAGAACAUGCCCAGUGGGCAAAGGAACAAAGAGAAAAGGCUUCAGUUCAGAAACCAAUGCAGCAACAACAGCAAACACAGCAAGAACAGCAUAAAUCCCAACCUCAAAAGACAACAAGCACGGGUUUAACAACUGUAAAAGUCAGUAGAUUUGAAGAGGUUUCUGGCACCCCAGAGUCGAUGCAGUUAUCUGACUUACCAGGACAACGAUCAAUGAGAGAAUUAAUUAGAGUCAGUCCUGUAACAGAAGUCAUUCAGAGAUCACCAUCACCAGCAUUAUAUCGUCAGCAACAGGAAGAGUUGCCUAGCAGAAACACUGCUAUGACAUUACACAAGGUUGAACGAAGACCCCCUAGUCCGCUUGUACAAAGGGUAUCUCAAAUGCAAGAAUCUUCACACAUCCAUGAACCUCCCACGCAAACAUCACAGAAGGAUGACACUUUGGAAGAAAAAUCACCAGUGGAAGUAGUACUACGAAAAACUGAAAACAAACCUGAAAGUCCACUGGUACAAAAAAGGACUGUCACUGUGCAAGAUCUUCCCCCUCAACCUAUUCUGAAACCCCCAAGCAUGUCACCAGUCACUCCACUGGAGGAAAAAAUGGAAGUGGAGCCAUCCGUAUCAGCCCCUAAGUUAAGAGUUCCCACAAUUAUUGUUGAAGAUGAAAAAAUGGAAGUGGAUGUUCCUGUGAAGACAUGUGAGGCUCAGAAGAUUACUACUAGUGCCAAAGAGGGAAAACAACCAAAGACAAAAGGAAAGAACCGCCGGCCUCGACCCAUGUCUCCAGAGUUAGAUUCUUCAGAUGAUUCUUAUGUGUCUGCUGGUGAAGACCCAAUGGAGGCCCCAGUUUUUGAGUUUCCCCUCCAGGACACUGUAUCAUCUGCUGGUGCAGAUGUGCUACUAAAAUGUAUCAUUGCUGGCACGCCUAUUCCUGAAGUUACCUGGAUGAGAGACAACACUAAAAUCAUCAGUAUUUCCAAUUACACAGUCAAAGUAGAAGGCGAACGACAUAGUCUUCUCAUCAAAUCAGCUCAAAUAAGUGAUGGUGGAACAUACUGUGUAACUGCUGUUAAUCAGGUGGGCAAAGCCUCCAGCAGAGCCACUCUUACAGUUAAAGCAGUGUCUAUACAGGAAUCAAAAGGAAACCUGGGUGUGCCUAUGGAUAUCAGCAGCCCUAUUACAUCUGAUGAGGAGUAUCUCAGUCCCCUAGAGGAAGGCAUGGAUUUUGGAGGACCAGAGCCAAGGCAAACUAUUGACACACGGUUCAGGAAACCCCCUGCAUUCCUGGUAACAAUGAGUGAUCAAGCUGUCAUUGAAGGACAGGAAGUCACCAUGUCUGUCCGAAUAAGUGGACAACCCAAACCCAUGCUGUAUUGGCUGAGGGACAGAGUUACAAUAAAAACAGGCCCACGUCACAUUGUACGUGCGACAGAAGAUGGCACUUUUGAAAUGACAAUCAAGUCAGCAGUGAGGUCGGAUACUGGGAUAUACACCUGUAAGAUCAUUAAUGAGUAUGGAACAAAGCAGUGUGAAGGGAGGCUGGAGGUAAAAGCUUCACCAGUUGAGCCAGAUCUGGCUGUCAUCCGCCCGGUCAAAGACAUCACUGCCAUGGCUGGAGAGACAGUUUUGUUUGAGUGUCAUGUCAUCGGACCGAAGGACACAGAUGUGGACUGGCUUGCCGACGGAAAACUGAUCCAGCCGGCAUUGCUCAACUGUAAGAUGCACUUUGAUGGAAGAAAGUGCCGGCUGCUGCUCAACUCAGUACACGAAGAUGACAGCGGGACAUAUACGUGCAAGCUGAGCACAGCCAAAGAGGAAGUGACCUCAUGUGGCAAACUCAUAGUCAUCCCUUCCAUCGACCCUCUCUUCACUCGCACGUUGGACGUUCUAGAAGUGAUUGAGGGACGUAAUGCUCGAUUUGACUGCAAAGUCAGUGGGACGCCAUCUCCUAAGGUCACCUGGAGCCACUUUGACCAUUCACUUACAGAAAGUGAAGACGUUCGUAUUCUUCAGGAGGGUGGCCGCCACUCUCUCAUCAUUUUCCAUGUGACUAAUGAGGAUGAGGGUUUUUACACUGUCACAGCCCAAAACUGUCAUGGCAAGGCAGAGAGCACUGCCGAACUGUACAUACAAGAACCGUGGCCAGCCAUCUCCUCACAGAUGGCUAAACUGGAGAAGAUGCCAUCCAUCCCAGAGGAGCCAGAGGUCCCAGAGAAUGAGGUAGAGCGUUUCACUAUGCCUGACUUCAUCAAACCUCUUUAUGACCUGGAUGUGAUCGAAGGAAAGGAGGCUGUGCUCAAAUGCAAAGUGGCCGGUUUGCCAUACCCCACCAUUGACUGGUUCCACAAUGGCAAAAGGAUUGAGAGCACCGAGGACAGAAAGAUGACACAGUAUCAUGAUGUCCACAGCCUAGUAAUCCGCUCUGUGUGCCAUUCCCAUGCCGGUGUCUAUAAGAGUGUUAUCUCUAACAAAAUAGGAAAGGCCACCUGCUAUGCUCAUCUCUAUGUUACAGAUAUCCUACCUGACCCACCUGAUGGGACUCCAGUGAUAGAAUCCAUCACUGGUAAAACCAUCACAUUAAGAUGGAAGAAACCUCGGAGGCUGGACCCUUCCAUUGAUCCCAGUUCUUUGAUGUAUGCCGUCCAACAACAAGCCCUGGGCUCUAUCCAAUGGACCAUCAUAGCUUCUGCCCUUAAGGAGACCACCUACACUAUCACCACCCUCUCCAAAGGUGUCCGCUAUGCUUUCAGAGUCUUGACCAUCACCUCCAAGGCUCUCAGCAAGCCCUCACCUACCACCGAUGCAGUGCAGCUCCUGGACCGAGGCCCCUAUCUUCUGGAGGGUCCAGUGAUUAUUGAUAAGCCAGAAAUUGUAUAUGUGAUGGAAAACCAGUCAGUUACCAUUACUGUUACUCUCAAUCAUGUCAAUGCAGCGAUCAUCUGGAAGAGGAAGGGUGCGGUCCUGGCCAGCAAACCAGGCCUGUAUGAAAUGGCAAUGCCAGAUGACGACCAACACACGCUGAAGCUAAUGAAAGUGAAGAGUGCCGACAUAGGAGAGAUGGAGUUUGUGGCCUCUAACAAGUAUGGCAGUGAUAGCUGCACAUUCAUUGUGGAGAUGGCAGCUCCGCCAACAUUUGAAACUAUCAUGGAGGACUUGGAUGCUUGUGCUGGCGAGACCCCUCGUUUUGCUGUGGUUGUGGAAGGGAAACCCAUUCCUGACAUCCUCUGGUUCAAGAACGACAUCCUGCUGUGUGAGAGCAGUCAUUACACAUUUGUGUAUGAUGAUAAUGAAUGUUCCCUGGUGGUCCUAAACGCCUGUCCAGAAGACUCUGGGGUGUACACCUGCACUGCCAGGAAUUUGGCAGGAUCUGUGUCCUGUAAAGCUGAACUCACCAUUCAUGAAGCUAAAAGUAAAGAGGACCCAAUGGAUGAUGAGGAGAGUAUUCUAAGGAAAAUGCGCAGGCUGACAGAUUAUUAUGACAUCCAUAAAGAAAUUGGAAGGGGUGCAUUUUCUUAUGUGAAACGUGUGACCCAGAAGGUAGGCAAAAUGGAGUAUGCUGCAAAGUUUAUUUCCACACGGGCCAAGAAGAAGACAUCUGCUCUGAGAGAGAUGAACUUGCUUUCUAAGCUGGACCAUGAGAGAAUCCUUUACUUUCAUGACGCCUUUGAGAAGAAGAAUGCAGUCAUCAUCAUCACUGAAAUAUGCCAUGAAGAGCUGCUUGAUAGAUUUAUAAAGAAAUCUACACUUAUGGAAUCUGAUGUGCGGUCAUGUAUAAGACAGCUGCUUGAGGGAGUGGAUUACCUUCAUCAUCUAAACAUCAUUCACCUGGACAUCAAGCCUGAUAACAUCCUCAUGGCAGACCCGCAUGGUGAUCAGAUCCGAAUCUGUGACUUUGGCAACGCAAUGGGGAUCACACCUGAUGAGGCUCAAUAUUGCAAAUAUGGCACACCGGAGUUUGUUGCACCAGAAAUUGUAAAUCAAACCCCGGUCUCAAAAGCAACAGACAUCUGGUCAGUUGGGGUUAUUGCAUAUCUGUGUCUGACAGGAGUUUCUCCAUUUGCUGGGGAGAAUGACCGCAGCUCUGUACUGAACAUCAGAAACUAUAAUGUCGCCUUUGAGGAGAGCAUGUUUGCUGACCUUUGCCGAGAGGCUAAAGGGUUCAUCAUAAAACUGCUGGUAGCAGACAGACUGAGACCUGAUACUCAGGAAUGUCUCAGACACCCCUGGUUCAAGAUACCUACCAAGGGAAAGGCCAUAAGUACAGAGUGCUUGAAGAAGUUUGUAUCUCGCAGAAAAUGGCAGCGUUCACUAAUCAGCUAUAAAUCAAAAAUGGUCAUGAGAUCAAUACCUGUGUUGCUGAACGAUUCCUCCAGCCAUGUCUCCAUUGCAGUUCCCAGGCACCUUAAAGAGGAUUCACCUUUACCAUCAUCAUCCUCAGAUUCUGAUGAAGACGUUGAUGAGCUGCCAUUCAUUCCGAUGCCACUUAACUUGGAAUUCUCUGGAUCAAGAAUAUCACUCACUGAUAUCCAGACCAAUGAGCAGGAAACAGAGAAGCACAGUGGAAUAACUAAAAUGUCUGAGUCCCCUGUUCCUGACAGUGACUCUAAAGAAAUGGAUAAAGAAGGGGAUGAAUCCACAGGUAAAGGCCACCAGCAGAAAAGGGUAUCACAGGACAAUGACAAGGGUUCCUCAGAUGAAGAAGCACCUGCUGCAUUUCCACAAAAGUCAGAGCUGUCUAGAAAACCACUGCGAAGGGGUUCAAGCCUGGAGUCAGACAAACCAGAGGGUGGGCCACGAAGAGGGGAGCUAAGACGUGGAGGGUCAGCUGACAGUGCAUUGCUGCUCCGGAUUACACCUGAAGAAGGAGCUGGAGAAGGAAAUCAAGAGGAUGGCAGGAGAGUUUUGAAGAAAGCUGUCUCUAUGGAAUUACCAAGGAGGAGCGCCAGCCCAGGAACUGCUAAAAUGAGUCAAGAAGACUAUGCUCUUAAACUGGAGCUGAUGAGACAGCGACUGCUUCGUGGUGGCUCUGUGGACAACAAGAUGAGUGGGCUGAGAGGACCUCUUUUGGAAACAUUAGGAAUGGGAGAUGAAAAAUGCGCCAUAUCCUCAGAUCGCUACUCCCGUACUGCUCGUUUGGCCCCACCUCCACUAAUUAGAUUUGCAUCCAGUGAUUCUCCUAGGGAUGAUGUUCCAAAACCCAAAGUUUUGCGCAAAAGUGCUUCUUUCAGUCAAGGUGAUUCAGAACCCAUAGCUUUACAUCGCCGGUCUGGAGCUCCUCUAGAGAUUCCUCUGGCACAGGUAGAAGAGAGAAGGCUUAAGGAGGCUAUAUCUAUGUCAGCUCUGACUGACCAAAUCAAGCUAGACUCCCGUCCAGUGACUCCCAGGGAACCUUCACCAAAACCACUGACUCCAGAGUCUGUUGUGCAGGAGAGCCCCACGAAAACAGAAAGUGAGGAAUCAUUUAUGGAGAAAGAGAUAAAGCCAGAUGAGGCUAUAAAUGAAAAGAUGGAUGGGCUGACUACAGAUAGUAAUUUUGAUGAAAGAUCAAGCACAAGUGGCUUCUCAGAGAAAGACAUGAGCAUAUCAGAAGAACCAACAAUUGAAUCAGAUUAUACACCUUCUUUUGUGGUCCAAAGCUCUAAUCUAGAAGAGAAAAUGGAAGAGGAAGAAAAAGGAGAAAAAGACCAAGAAGAAGAAGAAGAGAUUAUUAAAGAAGAAGAGAAAAGAACUAUUAGUAUUGCUGAACCAAAUGAAGUUGCUGUAGAAAUGGUGGAUGAGGAGGUAAAUAUGCCUGAAAAAUCUUCGGAAAUGAUGAUAACCACAAGCUCAGUCAUGGUGAGACCAACACAAGAAUGUUCCCUUUCUCUGCCAAAAGUCAUGACAACUUAUGUAACACCCUCACUUCCUGCUCAAGUUGUUCUUCCUGAUGGAAGGACCUCAGCAUAUGCCAGUAUUAUGCAGACCAUUAUGGUCCCUUCACUUCAGCCUCUCAAUGACCCACCUUUAGGCCCACCUGUUGUAGUUUCAGCCACCUCGUUACCCUCAGUAUCAACCAAAACAUUUGUACCUACCAGCACAAUACCUGCCACUAUAUCCUCUACGUUACCAGGUCCAGCCAUUAUGUCAACUACUGAGCACCCUGCUGUAUACUCUAGGGUAGCAUCACCAGAAAUGAUAACAAAAGAGCCCAGUCCACCAAAGACUGCCCCACAUUCCUUAUCCCAACAAGAUCUUUUGGCAGGACUUGACUUAGAGGACCUUACCUCUGAAGAAGUCUUUGAGGCCCGCUUCAAAAAACGUGAAUCUUCUCUCACGAGAAGUCUAAGGUUUUUAUCUCGGUCCAAGAAUGAGGACAAAUCACAGCUAACUUUGCCAGACUCCCCAGAGGCAGGUGAAGAGAUAUACAGACCUGGGCCAAUUGGUGCACCAUUGGAAUUAGCACAAAGGAGACUUGAAGAGAAGUCAAAGUCAGUCCAGGAUCUUCGUGAAGCUCAAAAGGACCAAGGCUUUAUGAGAAGGCUCUCCUUACGGCUGAGGAGAACUCCAUCAACUGAACGCAAGGACGAAAUGACCAAAGAAGAAGACACAGUUCCUUCAAGACGAAAGCUUUCUUGGACUCUUGGCCGAAGAGGAUCACAGGAAAAGAAGGAAGUAGAGAUGAUGCCCAUGGGUGGUGAUGGUGACACCUUAGUGGAACAAAAGGAAAAGGAGCUCAAGAAACCUAAUGAAUCACCAGUCUUGGCAAUGCGAAGGAAAAUUGAAUCAACAGUGGCUGAGAUCUCCACCAGAAUUCGCAGCUAUUCAGAGGAAAGGAGAGUAUCAGAACAGAAAGAGCAAAAGAGAAAUCCCAUUCUUUCCAUACUUCAUCGUUCCACAUCAGAGAACCGUGCUAUGAAGGUUGCUCAUGUUCCUCAGAACCAAUUGGCAUCUCAGGCCACGAAUGGUACCUCAACAGAGUCUCUAGACUCUAUGUCCAGCCUAAAGUCAGAUUUAUCAAAGGGUGUGGAGGUUGAACGCAGAUCCCGCUGGGAUCGGUGGGGCCUGACGAGAGGAAAACGAGACAAGACUGUAUCACAGCCUGACAUACCAACAGCCAUCGCCAGAGAAAGUAGUUCCUUACGUUCACACCAGUACUCCAAACUGGCUUCUGAUUUUCCUCCAGUAUUCCAUAUCAAGCUGAGAGAUCAUGUCCUUCUGGAGGGGGAUCCAGUCACUCUUAGCUGUCUACCAGCAGGCAGCCCCCACCCACACAUCACCUGGAUGAAAGAUAAGAAGCCCCUGGAGAUUGAUGCCAGGAUGAACAUAAUUGCCUGUCCUGAUGGCCGGCAGCUGCUAAUGAUCAUGCAGACAACCAAAAAUGAUGCAGGAGUUUAUGAAUGUGUGGCUACAAACCCCUUGGCUUCUGUGUCCAGCUCUUGUACAAUAUCUCUUGCUCGCCUGCCUAAUCGUCCUGGGACCCCUGAGAUUCCUCAGAGGUACAACAACACAGCCUUGGUAGUGUGGAGACCCUCAGACACUAUGGCCCCGUGCACAUACUCUCUGGAGAGGAGAGCAGAGGGUGAGACCAGCUGGCUGAUGGUGGCAACAGGGGUGGCAGACUGUUAUUACAAUGUAACUGAUCUGCCAACAAGGGGCUCCUUGAGGUUCAGGGUGGCAUGUGUGAACAAAGCUGGCCAAGGCCCUUACAGCAACCUCUCAGAUGUAGUGAGCCUGGAUGCUUCAGAACCAGAUAAAUCAAAUGCUACUGUGGUGGUGAAGACUGUCCCUGUGACUCCUCCUCCUCCUGUGGUGAUGAUGUCAUCCAUGAAAGUGCCUCCCAUUAAACCAGCUCCAAGUAAAUCCACUACAGUGCCCCUUGCCCAGCCUGUCCCUCCUUCUUCCUCACCUCCCGCUCCACCUGUGGCUAAAUCUACUUCUCCAGUAACUGUCAAACCCAUUGUUCAGGUUGAGGCUAGCCAUCCUGCUGUUACUCCCCCCAUUAAUACAGUCUCAUCUGAGCAAGCUCCUGUUCUGAACACCACAACUGUCCAAACCACACCAGCCAAAGCCAAGACAACGCUUAGUAUCAGUGUGAGCAAGCCCCAAACCAAGCUGACCCCCCCUGUUGUCCCACCCAAACCUCGGAGCCCUAUAAAUGCAUUCCUCCCCAUGACCACCAAACCCCCUUCUCCUGUACCUCCUCCUGUGACGGUCAUUGGGAAACCAAUUUCAUCUGUGCCAAUGUACGUGCCAGCUGCAACUGCUAGAGUCACUCCACCUUCUCAGUGUAGUCCCACACCGGCAACCAGCUCCCUCUCAGUCACACCUGUGACCAUCUCACCGCCUGUGGUGGUGGUACAGAGUUUGACACCUAUUCUGCAAGGGGGAGACAGCAGGAGUACACCAUCUGGAUGGGUCAUCCCAUCUGGACGGGCCACCCCAUCUGGACGGGCCACCCCAUCUGGACGGGUCACACCUUCGGGACGCAGGACACCACUGGGCAAGCCUGUGGAGGGAUCUCUGCGCCAGGGAGUUCCACAGAAACCUUACACAUUCAUGGACGAGAAAGCAAGGGGUCGUUUUGGUGUGAUACGUGAGUGCCGGGAGAAUGCCACAGGCAACCUCUUUUUGGCUAAGAUUGUUCCCUAUGAGGCAGACAGCAAGCAGCUGGUGCUGCAGGAAUACGAUAUCCUCAAGUCCCUUCAUCAUGACAGGAUUAUGGCUUUGCAUGAAGCAUAUGUCACACCGCGUUACCUCGUGCUCAUCUCUGAGUACUGCAGUGGAAAGGAGCUGCUCUACAGCCUCAUAGACAGGUUCCGUUAUUCUGAGGAUGAUGUGGUGACCUAUAUUGUGCAGAUCCUCCAGGGUCUGGACUACCUCCAUACCCGACGGAUCCUUCACCUAGACAUCAAGCCAGAGAACAUCAUUGUCACCUACAUGAAUGUCAUCAAGAUUAUAGACUUUGGCAGUGCUCAGACUUACAACCCUCUCUUCCUCAAGCAGUUCAGCCCUCCGAUUGGAACGCUGGAGUACAUGUCUCCAGAGAUGUUGAAAGGGGAUGUGGUGGGCCCUCCAGCUGACAUCUGGAGUGUGGGUGUACUGACUUUCAUCAUGUUGAGUGGCAGGUCACCUUUCUUGCGAAAUGAUCCUCAGGAGACUGCAGCCAGGAUCCAGGCAGCAAAGUUUGACCUGUCUAAACUCUACCAGAAUGUGUCCCAAAGUGCCUCUCUGUUUCUUAAAAAGAUCCUGUGUAGCUACCCUUGGGCCCGUCCAUCUAUUAAGGACUGUUUCAAUAACUCCUGGCUUCAGGAUGCCUACUUGAUGCGCCUUCGUAGGCAGACUCUCACCUUUACAACCACCUGUCUCAAGGAAUUCUUGGCUGACCAGCAGCGCAGGCGAGAGGCGGUGGCCACCAAGCACAAAGUUCUUCUGCGGUCCUACCAGAGCUCGCCGCAAACCCCCACCAGCCCUGCCACACCAAAUGUGCCAACCUCACCCACCAUACCAGUCAGCCAGUGAAAAGA